Dentiscutata erythropus is the source of this 135-nucleotide messenger RNA. The record is from the annotation of a GenBank genome assembly. Lineage: Eukaryota; Fungi; Glomeromycota; Glomeromycetes; Diversisporales; Gigasporaceae.
GUUGGAAACUCUGUGCAUGUUAUAUGUGGAAGCUCUGGAAUCGUUACAAAAGCACAAUGGAAGGAGAGGAAUCUUGAAAAAAUUAUACCUAAUGAAGAAAUAUCGGUAGAAUCGGAAAAUCAGGAUCUCAUUAAG